GGAAUAGCCAUACCAUCGGUGGUGACGUCAAGAUGGAGAUGGAGACGCCGGCCGAGCUGAGGAAGACCGACCUCGAGCAACACAAGGAGGAACAGGGGGUGAGUCAGUGAGUGAGUGAGUGAGCGAGUCAGGCAGGGAGGGAGCCAGUCGACACACGCACGAGUCGUGUCUGUGCGAUGCAUUGCAAUGCAUUCAUUGGUGGGUGUCUGUCUCAUUCAUGCUAUGCUGUGUCUGUGUUUGGUCUGUGUGUUUGGUGGGUAUGAUAGGAUUCGGUUGAUGGUGAUGAUGCGGACAUCGCAGAGGACAAUGAGUUUGAGUACGCCGAGGACGAGGAGUUCCAGUAUGAGGACAACGACGACGAUUACGACGAACGGGCCUUCGACGAACCACAGGCAGACGAGGUACCCUACACUCUAUCGAAUCGAUCACUCUCAUCCACACAACUGUCGAUUGACGCACUGUAUGUGUGUGUGUGUGUGUGUGUGACAGGCUGUGUACAAGGGUCCGGUAGCGUAUGUGGUGCUGACGCCGGCCGAGCUGCAGUCGCGCCAGAAGGAGAUGGUCAGCGACACCGCUGAACUCCUCGGCAUUGACAAAGACCUCGCAUGGUCAGCCCAGCCACACUCUCACAAGAGCCUGGCUUACACUACCCAUGGAUGUCAUCAACUCAACUGACAUGUGCACUGCAAUGCGCUGCGUGUUAAUGUUAUGUGCAGGUUUCUGCUGCGCGAGUACCGCUGCUGCCCCGAGGACCUGUCGCAAGACUGGUUCGCAGACGAACGAAAAGUCCGCGAAAAGGUACGGUAUCACAACAACAAUAGCACCCGCAUCAACCGACAAGCCUUCUUGUCGUGUCUGUGGGCAUUUCAGUUCCACCUGCCGAUCCCCGAGGGUCUGGCUGAGAGCCAGCAGGACCGCGACGGCGACAGCAACACCCCGCCGCCCUUCUCCAUCCUCCCAAACCUGCGGGCCACCAAGGCACGACAGUCGCGGGCCAAGGUGACGCCCCCCGAGACACCGAAGGCCAAGGGCAAGGCCGGCACCGCGGCAGCAGCGGCAGCUGCUGCCGUGCGCAACGGUGGGGCGGACGGUGGUGCUGGCGGUGAGGCGGCGGCUUCUGCUGCUGGUGGUGGUGUGGGUGUGGGUGUGUCGAGCAAGGGUGUGCGUGAGGGUGGUGUGCUGACGUUUGACGUUGAGAUGAAGGAGGGUGAGUACUACUGCCCCUUGCUGGCCGACCAUGUGCCGGCCAGCCAGACCACAGAGCUCAAAUGCGGACACCGAUACUCAAACCUGUAAGCACACCAGAGUACUGUACACACACAUUCAUCGAAGGGGCUGGGGAGGGCACAGGGAAGCGCGUGUGUGCGUGUGUCUCUGCAGGUUUUGGUCGCAGUACCUCAAGACGGCUCUGCAGGACGGCAGCUCAUGCCUCGGCAAGAGGUCAGCCAACACGUCAAUGCACCUGACCUGCAGAGUAGGGGGGCCAUCCACUCCAUACGUGAGUGUGUCUGGGUGGCUGUGCUGUGGUGUCUGUGAAUGUGUGCUUGCAGGUGUCCAGCGCCUGGGUGCCGUGAGUUGGUGCCGUCUCACAUGUGGGCCAAGUUCCUCUCUGACGACGAAAUGGCCAAAUUCCAGUCAUUCAACCUCAAGUGUGUAACCCACACAGACGAAAACACCACACACACAGACACAUACACAGCGAGAAGGCAUGUGUCACCUCUCCCUGUCUCUGUGUGUGUGUGUGUGUGUAGUGGUUUUGUGGAGUCGAAUUCCAACAUGCGUUGGUGCCCGGCGGCAGCGUGCGGCAACGCCGUCGAGGACAGGAACUCCACAGGAGACGUCAAAUGCACUUGCGGCAACUGGUACGUACAAACACGUGAAUGAAACGGGUGGAUGGCACAUGCGUGUGUCCAUCGAGGUCGGUCAGUCAACGCAUGUGUGUGUGAUUGAUGUGUCAGGUUCUGUGUGUUCUGUGGUGAGGAGGCGCACCGCCCCAUCCCAUGCGAGACCAUCAAGAAGUGGAACGAAAAGUAAGUACCCACACAAACACACACACACACAGAGCCUCUCUUCUGGGGGGACUGGUUUGCUCACUGUACUGUACUGUCAUGUGAUGAUGUGUGUGUGUGUGUGUGUGUUGUGUACAGGAACCAGAGCGAGGCCGAGAACAUGACAUGGAUUCUGGUCAAUACCAAGAAUUGCCCCAAGUGCAAAAACCCCAUCGAAAAGAACCACGGGUGCAUGCACAUGGUAAGGUACACACACACAGCCAAACCGCCAGCCGCCCUCUCUCUCUUGAUUGAUGUCUGUAUGUGUGUGUGUGUGUGUGUGCACUAUAGACGUGUCGGUGCCGCCACGAGUUCUGCUGGCUCUGCCUGGGCGACUGGAAGGACCACAGAGGUAUGGUAGGCAGGCAGACACACGCACGCGACAUGGGUAUUUAUGUGUGUGUCUCUCUCUCUCUGUGUGCGUGUGUGUGUGCGUGUGUGUGUGCGUGUGCAGGUGACUACUACCGUUGCAACGUGUAUGAGGGCCGCAAGGCCGAGGAGGACCCAAAGGAAGAGGAGCGCAAGAGAGCAAGGGUAUGUAUGCACCUCAACCAACACAGCACACAGCACACAGCUCAGCCCACAGCAUUAAGUAUCUGGGAAGCAUACUUGUCACGCCACGCCCUCCUUCUGUGUGUGUGUACGUGACGCAUUGGUUGACAGGAGUCGUUGGAGCGCUACGCACACUACUUCGAGCGGUGAGGGAGGGAGGGCGGGAGGGAAGAGACGGACCACGGGCAUCCAUGGUGCUCCCCUGUGUGUGUUGUGUGUUGUGUGUCAUCCGUCAGUUACCGUGCCCACAAGCAUGGGCAGGAGGUGGCGACCACCAAACAGCUCCCACAGAUCAAGCAGAGAUGCGAGGUACACACACACACACACACAGAGAGAGAGAGAGAGAGAUUGUUCUGUGUCUUGUGUUGUGUAUGUGUGUAGACGUUGGUGACGAUGGGUUUGGCGACUUACGCUGAGGUGACGUUUCUGCACGAGGCGACACUGCAGAUCAUCAACUGCCGCCGCAUGCUCAAGUUCUCAUACGCCUACGCCUACUUCGCUAACUUUGACAAAAACCAAAAGGCCCUCUUCGAAUUCCACCAAGGUACCUAGCUGCAGACACACAGGCAGGGAGGGAGGGAGAAGGGCGUUUAUCCGUGUGUGUGUGUGUGUGUAUGAUGGUUGAUGUGUGUGCAGGUCAGCUGGAGCACACGCUUGACAAGCUGCAGGAGAAGACGGAGGCCGAGGACCUCACCGAGUAAGGCAUAGCAGAGGGGAUGGAUGGAUGGGUGGCGCGUUGCAUGACGGCCAUAUGUCUGUCUGUGUAUGUGUCUGUCUGUGUGCGUGUGUGUGGGUGUAUGUGUGUGUGUAGGUCGUUCAAGCAGCACGCCGAUACCGACGAGUCGCCCAAGAUGAAGUUCGCCAAGUUCAAACAGGACCUCACAAACCUCACCAACGGUACUUACACAGACACACUCAGACCCCCACGCAAACAACCAGGGCCCGUGUGUCUGUCUGCAAUUCUGUACCGCUUCAGUUGUGAACCAGUUCUUCGAGCGCAUGAAGGACACCUUCGAACACGACUUCGGAUGCAGCUGAUCGGACGGACCUCUCGACCCACACCCACCCCUCUCACCACACACACAUGCAUACCGACUUUCCUCUUCUC
Messenger RNA from Vitrella brassicaformis, 3708 nucleotides. NCBI's taxonomy places the organism in Eukaryota, Vitrellaceae. The record is from the annotation of a GenBank genome assembly.